This is a messenger RNA of Haemonchus placei, 123 nucleotides long. The record is from the annotation of a GenBank genome assembly. NCBI's taxonomy places the organism in Eukaryota, Metazoa, Nematoda, Chromadorea, Rhabditida, Trichostrongylidae.
AUGAACAAGCAGAAAACGAUUGGAAAUUUGCAGCGAUGGUUGUGGAUAGAUUAUGUUUAUUUAUAUUUACAAUAUUCAUUGUUGUCUCAACAUGUGGUAUCAUGUUCAGUUCGCCACAUCUAA